CCAAACAACGCCUUGUUUGACCCGGAAAAGGAAACCCUGAAACAAGCGGCGCCAUCAUGUGGCUCCGCCCCCACCGCUUUCGUCAUCAUCGUCGAGGUGAAAGUUGAGAGUGGCAAAAACAUGGUAGAGCACGGGGACGUCCGCGUGGUUCACAAAGGUGGCAGUAAAAUUAAUUUCAGGGAGCCCGCUUUAAGCAUUGACUCGAGGUUCCUGUUGUGCGCCUCCGGAGAGUGUGUGAAGGUAUUCAGCACUUCCACAGAGGAGUGCUUACAUGAGCUGCAGGGACACACAGACUUGGUCACAGGUGUGCUGCUCAGACCGUCCAACCAUCUGCAGGCUUACUCUUGCUCACUAGAUGGCACUGUCAGACUUUGGGACUUCACAGACGGCAUUCCCAUUAGGACUUAUGUCAUUGGAUACCCUAUUCAUGGCAUCUAUGCAUCUGCAAAACAUGAAGGUGUCAUCUUUAUUAUCACCCCUAUGCACACGGACACCAAUUCUGAGUUGUUCCAGCUGGUUGCGGUACAUCUGCCACAGAGUGGAGAGCAGCUGGUGGAGGCCAGAGAGCUCUCCGCUGUGCUCAGCAACGUCAGUUCCAACCCAGCAGCCACCGCCUUUGGUAGAGAGGGACAAUACAUAGUUUCAGCAAAACCUUUGGAGCUGGAAGUUUACUUCUUUAAGAAGCAAAAAUCCUACAGCUUUUAUCUCAAAAAAGACAACCAGAAAGGAGGCAAGAACACAUUUACAUGCAUUACCUGCCACCCAACAGAGGACUGUAUUGCAUCAGGGCACGAAGAUGGCAAGAUCCGCCUGUGGAGAAACUUUAACCAUAAGAAGGAGUACACAUACUCCACACUGCACUGGCAUCACAGCGCUGUGAGCUCCCUGCGAUUCACUCCAGAAGGCACCAACCUGCUGAGUGGAGGUGUGGAGUCGGUACUGGUUCAGUGGCGCUACAACCAGGAGAGCCAGCGAGACUUCCUGCCCCGCCUGGGCGGAGCCAUCACACACAUUUCAGUUUCUCCGGAUGGAGCUCUGUUCUGUACUUCACACAGUGACAACAAAAUCACAAUCAUCCAAAGUUGUGUCAAAGUGUCCGCCGUGAUUCAAGGUCUGGUCAAAGGUGACGGUAUCAGGACAGACUUGAUGAUUGACCCUCGAAGCAAAGCUCUGGUGUUGAAUGGGAAACCAGGGCACCUUCAGUUCUACUCUCUACAGAGAGACAAACUAUUGUUCAAUCUGGACAUAGUGCAGCAGGAGUACAUUCAUGAAUCAGGCCUGCAGCAGUUUGAGGUGGUUAUGGCUGCGUUUGAUGCCGGGGGAAGCUGGCUCGCCACCGUAGAAGAAAGAAAACAGAAAGACGCCGAGCUGGAGCUUAGCUUGAAACUCUGGGCAUUUGAUGAUCGGAGACAGAGUUUUGUGCUGAACACAACUAUCUCGGCCCCCCACGAGGCACAGAUUACAGCCUUGUGCUUUCCCCACGUGUCUGACGGGCAGACCACCAUGUUGGUGUCCACCAGCAGGGAUGGACACUUCAAAGCCUGGCAGCUGGCUGCACCAGCCCACACAGAAGCUGACAAAGGCCUGUCCUGGUCCUGUGAUUUUGUGGGGGCCUACCACAGCCUGGUACCUGAGCGCUGCUGCUUCUCAGCCGACAGCUCCCUGCUGGCCGUGAGUUUCCAGGAGGUUGUGACCGUGUGGACUCCGGCCUCCUGGGAGCUCCUGACAACGCUCUCCCAGCCGCCGGGCGCCAUCAGGGAUCUUUGUUUUGGCCGGCUAAGCUGUUCCAAGUAUCUGCUGGCAGCCACGACCAGCAAGCUGCUCUGCUGUUGGAACCUCCUCACCUGCUCCUUGGAGUGGGUCACCUCCAUGGACGUCAGCCUGCUGCGGGCUGAUCCUCUCUCUGAAAACAUGGCUGCCUUCUGCUUUGAAGCUGGAUCCACAGACUUGUUUGUGUUCAAGCCCUGUGAGCCACGGCCGCUGUUUUCCCAUAAGGCUUUGUGCUCGGGGAGGGUGACUCAUGCUGUUUUUGCCCCAAGAGAAGUGAUGCUGGAGAGCUGCGAUGAAAGCAGCCAGUGGCUAAACUCUUCACAACUUUUCUUCCUCUCACCAUCUAUGGACCUGCUGACGUUCAUCACCAAAGCGGAGGAGGACAGACUAAUGGCUUCAAAUAAGCAGCUUGUGGUCAGUGACGAUGUUGCCAUGACGCCCUUCCACCUGUUGCUGGGGAAACAUCAGAAACAGCAGCAGGACAAUCCGCAGCAGGAGAGCAGCCAGUCUGUGGAGCCGAUACCUCAGCCUUCCAGCUCUGCUGGCAUCAACGAGCUGCUGCAGAUGCCGGCUCACGUUUUACCCUCUGCCAGCUUCCUCUGCUCCAUGUUUGUUCAGUCUCUGCUCAUCUCUGUCAAAGAUCCCAGUGCCAGUGAACAAAACAAAGAGGAGGAGGAAAUGGAAAGUGAGAAAGAGGAAGAGGAUUCCGAUGGGGAAAUGGAAUCCAGAAUCUCAAGACCAGAACACAUGCCGUCAGGGGGCCAGGAAUCGGUGUGCGCUGCCCCCACCCUGACAAAAGAAGAAGCUAGGAAACUCAGGAGACUCAAGAAACUUGAUCACAGUUGGAUGAAAGGUCUUUUAGACAAGUGAACGUAGACGUUUGUCUAAGCUUCUCUUUCGACUCGCUGUGUGGAUUUCAGUAAUGGAGAAAAACAAUUCUCAGAGGAUUAGAUGAUUGGAAGCAAACAUGUUUUAUCAAAGCAAUAUGUGCUGCUUUGGCAGGACUGUGUUAAACCCCCAACAAGAUUUAUUUGCUUUUUUCUGCAAAAACAAAAUCACUUUUGUAUUGUGUUGAGGUUCCUCUGGACUUAUUUACAUCACUGUUUUCUGAAGCAUUCCUAUUAGAUUUGUUUCAGUCAGAUAAUAAACUCUUGUGUCAUAGCUUUGUUUUUUUUCCUGGUUCAUUAUUCCUGUUAAACGUGAGCAAGAUCUACAUAAAAAAAUGUCUACAAUUGGUAGAAGUUCAUUCUACAGAGAAGCUUCAUAUCGUUAAACAUGAUGGUUUUCCGUUACGGAAAUGCAGGAUAUUAUUCCUACUUCCUAGUAUUGUUACUGCAAAGUUUUUCUCCAUCCGAAGUUGCAUUUUCUUGUUUUGUAUGUGAUUUAACUUUCGACUAUUUUGACUGAAUGUCAUCAUGCCUCCACCUCUCAGUUUCAUAUUUCCAAAGUCACUAUUUACUUUUGAGUCAGACGAAGUCCAAGGCUGGGGUCAAACCUUGUUGAUGUUGUGGGCAUGCACAGCAGCAGUGUGUAAUGGUAUUUUAUUACAUACAAAUAUUUAAUAAAAACAUUUUCUUACA
Oryzias melastigma (Indian medaka) is the source of this 3350-nucleotide messenger RNA. It is a transcript of the gene wdr75, whose product is annotated as WD repeat domain 75. The record is from RefSeq and is a predicted model, not a curated record. Gene Ontology annotation, molecular function: RNA binding; protein binding. Gene Ontology annotation, biological process: positive regulation of transcription by RNA polymerase I; positive regulation of rRNA processing. Lineage: Eukaryota; Metazoa; Chordata; Actinopteri; Beloniformes; Adrianichthyidae. The transcript is spliced from 21 exons. Gene Ontology annotation, cellular component: nucleolus. The coding region runs from base 121 to 2640 and encodes 839 amino acids.